This is a messenger RNA of Gigantopelta aegis, 529 nucleotides long. Its product is annotated as putative histone H1.6. The transcript has a single exon. Gene Ontology annotation, molecular function: double-stranded DNA binding; nucleosomal DNA binding; structural constituent of chromatin. Gene Ontology annotation, cellular component: nucleus; nucleosome. Bases 49 to 513 code for a protein of 154 amino acids. The record is from RefSeq and is a predicted model, not a curated record. Gene Ontology annotation, biological process: nucleosome assembly; negative regulation of DNA recombination; chromosome condensation. Lineage: Eukaryota; Metazoa; Mollusca; Gastropoda; Neomphalida; Peltospiridae.
AAAGUAUCCAAGCCUAAGAAGCCAGCGGAUCACCCAUCGUAUUCUAGUAUGGUGAAAGAUGCAGUCACCGCACUGAAGGAGAGGGGUGGCUCGUCCAGACAGGCACUUCUCAAGUACGUCAUGGCCAACUACAAAGUUGGAGACAACCCGAAGGCAAUCAAUGCCCGUCUCAAGACUGCUUUGAAGAAUGGUGUUCAGAGUGGAAUACUGAAACAGGCUAAAGGCACAGGUGCUGCAGGUUCAUUUCGUCUCGGCGAGAAGAAAGCAGAAAAGAAACCUGCUGCCAAGAAGACUGCUGUUGAGAAGCCAAAGAAGGUUAAAACUCCCAUCAAGAAGGCAACCAAGAAGUCGGCAGGAGACAAGAAAGCUAAGCCUGCAGCUAAGAAAACCAAGUCCCCUAAGAAGACCGCAAAACCAAAGAAAGCAAAGACGCCCAAGAAAGCAAAGGUGGCAGCAAAGCCAAAAAAGGUCAAAACGCCCAAAAAGAAAGUCGUCAAGGCAAAGAAAGCCUAAACUGCAGUCACGAGAG